CAAUACAAAAUACAAUCCUAAUCAUUCUAAAUAUUCUAAUCAAUUUGUAAAAUAAAAAACGAAAUCAAAUAGGCAAAAAUUCACGACUGUAAAACUAGUGAUACAAGUGAUAUAAGACCUAAUAAAAAAUCACAUCAGUAAUAUGACGUUUGUUUAUCAAGGAGAUACCGAUUUGGAAGCUAAAGCCAAAAAAGCUGCUGAACGGAUCUCAGAAAACAUGCAUAUCGUGGCCAACGAGCCGUCCCUAGCCCUGUACAGGCUACAAGAGCAUGUGAGGAAGGCCCUGCCGCCCAUGGUGGAGCGCAGAGUCGAAGUCACGAAGUUACAGCAUGAGCUUCAGGGGCGGUGCUAUGAUGUGGAGUAUGCAUUGAGUGCAGUAAAAUCAAUGGACAGCGCAGCAACCAGCUUCACAAACAUACAGGAAAUGCUCAAACAAUCCAUAUUUCUAAAACAACAACUAAAAUACGAGGAGGGUAGGAGAAAUAAAAAAGAUUCCAGUUCCGUUUACAAACGUCUCUCGGCACACAUUGUUUUAGACUUACCCGAUCUUUCAGAGUUCUCGAUGGUUAGGGAGACUACUAACCGGAUAGAAAAUAUGAUGGCGCACGCCAGGGGAUCCUCGGCUGAGUUGCAUAGGUCUCAUACUACAUUGCAUUGAAUUAUGGUGUAGAUCAGGGGUCGGCAACAGGCGGCCCGCGGGCCGCAUGUUGCCCGCGAACCUCUCACUUGCGGCCCGCGAGCCUCCCUGGCUAUUUUGUAUGUAAUUUUGACAAACGACAAUACCUGAUAAAGUCAUAGAUAUUAGCAAAGUGCGGCCCGCGUCAAUUUCGU
This is a messenger RNA of Cydia strobilella, 831 nucleotides long. RefSeq names its product BLOC-1-related complex subunit 8 homolog. Gene Ontology annotation, cellular component: BORC complex. Lineage: Eukaryota; Metazoa; Arthropoda; Insecta; Lepidoptera; Tortricidae. The record is from RefSeq and is a predicted model, not a curated record. The transcript has 3 exons. Bases 143 to 658 code for a protein of 171 amino acids.